AUGUCUAAGUUAUCUUUAAUUAUUAUUUUCUCGCUUUUUGCCUUGGUUAGUUCUAUUGUACGUCAUCAUUCUCAUCAUCAUCACCAUCACCAUGUCGAUCGAAUAUCGCUUUCCCGAAUGGAUACAAUGCGGGCAAUGCUAGCACAAGUUGGUUCACUCGAACUUUUUGCCAAGCAUCGCCAUGAUGCAUUGAGGCGUAGAUUUGCCCUUUUUGCUGAAAAGGAGGGAGGACAAGUUGAAUUUGAUGAAGAAAAUGCUGUGCAAAUUGGUGGGGAGAUUGAUGAGAUGCUUAGAAAUUACAUGGAUGCCCAAUACUAUGGACCAAUUUCGAUUGGAUCUCCUCCACAAAACUUCAGCGUUAUAUUUGAUACAGGCUCUUCGAACCUCUGGGUUCCGUCUAAAAAGUGUCCAUUCUACGAUAUUGCAUGCCUACUUCAUCACAAAUAUGACAGCACCAAAUCUAGCAGUUAUAAGGAUGAUGGGCGCAAAAUGCAAAUCCAAUAUGGAACUGGUUCAAUGAAGGGUUUUGUCUCAAAAGACACAGUCUGUAUUGCCAACAUUUGUGUGGCUGGACAAGAGUUUGCUGAGGCUGUCAGCGAGCCAGGUCUAACUUUUGUAGCUGCUAAAUUUGAUGGUAUUCUGGGUAUGGCAUUCCCGGAAAUUUCUGUUCUUGGAGUUCAACCAGUUUUCCAGCAAAUGAUUUCCCAACAAAAAGUUCCAGAACCGAUGGAAGGUGUUCACAAUUCUAAAGGCGAAAAAAUUGCCUGUCAAAAUGGAUGUCAAGCAAUUGCUGACACUGGCACAUCUUUAAUUGCUGGCCCGAAGGCACAAAUAGAGGAAAUUCAGCAUUAUAUUGGUGCAAUUCCUCUAAUGCAUGGCGAAUAUAUGGUCUCCUGUGAAAGAGUACCUCAUCUUCCCGAUAUAGCUCUACUAAUUGGAGGCAAUUCAUACGUUUUGAAAGGAUCGGAUUACAUUUUAAAUGUCACAGCAAUGGGAAAAAGCAUUUGCUUAUCUGGCUUUAUGGGAAUUGAUCUGCCAGCAAAAGUUGGGGAAUUAUGGAUCCUUGGUGAUGUAUUUAUAGGCCGUUACUACACUGUUUUCGAUGUUGGCCAACAACGUAUUGGGUUAGCUCAGGCUAGGGACGAAAAUCGGUUUAUUAGAUCAUAUAUUUAA
Messenger RNA from Meloidogyne enterolobii, 1173 nucleotides. The record is from the annotation of a GenBank genome assembly. Lineage: Eukaryota; Metazoa; Nematoda; Chromadorea; Rhabditida; Meloidogynidae.